UCAUCAACCAACAGUAAGCAAUCCAAUAACUUGAAUCUUUCCAUACAUCUUCUGAAGCUUAAAAGGGAAUUCCACAUUUUUCAGACAAAAAAUAGAAAUGGCUUCGGUGAGAAGUAUAUUGGGAGCAAAGAAGAUUCUAAGCCGCUCCACCAGAGCAGCCUCGGCGGCACCAAAAGGGUUUCUUGCGGUGUACGUAGGAGAGAGCCAGAGGAAGAGAUAUAUGGUGCCAGUCUCAUAUUUAAACCAGCCUUCGUUUCAAGCUCUGCUUAGUAAAUCCAAGGAAGAGUUUGGAUUUGAUCAUCCGAUGGGCGGCUUAACGAUUCCAUGUCCUGAAGAUACCUUCAUCAAUGUGACUUCUCGGCUCCAAUGA
Messenger RNA from Camelina sativa (false flax), 370 nucleotides. RefSeq names its product auxin-responsive protein SAUR20-like. The record is from RefSeq and is a predicted model, not a curated record. Lineage: Eukaryota; Viridiplantae; Streptophyta; Magnoliopsida; Brassicales; Brassicaceae. Gene Ontology annotation, biological process: response to auxin.